AUGAGACCAAGAUGUUCGAGAUGGUGGAUGGCACGCGUCACUGCUGUAGCCUUAGCAACAACUAUCUGUGUGUACAUUAUGUCACUGAAGAGCUUUCAGAUAUUGAAACCACCAAAAGUGAGACAGAAAACAGCAGCUGUCCAUGAUCAACCGUUCCAAAGAAAUAUCUUUUCUAAAUGGAUUUCCGGCGUGAAGGAAGUGAAUAUUCCUCCUUACGUGCCUCUCCAUAAAGUCCUGUCAGACCUAAGACCUACCGAAUACACCAAAAGAAAAGACACUCUUAUUCGGCGUGGAUUUGGCCUUGAUGAUUACGUCACCGAAAACGGAGAGGAAGCCUGGAUUGAGAAUGGCGUCGUGUACCGAUCUUACCCAUAUCUCGAACCUGCGGAAAAUAAAUACUACUCUGCACACUUUGAACCCUACAUUCCCUUUGACCCGGAAGUGUUUUUUCAAGGGCAAAGAGAAAAAGUGGAAAUGUUUAAAGAAACAACAGAAAGAAACGGGAGAAAACAGGUUCAAGGGACAAAGGUGAAGAGGAAGAUCAUACUGUGGUACAUCCAGAAGAUGAGUGCGCCGAAACUGGGCGAUCUGCAGCCUCUGAGGAUGUGUCCUGAUCUACCGUGUCUGCAGACGUCCAACGAAGCUUAUGUGGAAGAUAGUGCAGCUAUGAUCUCUCUUCUUAAUACGUGUGCACUUAUGUUGAUUUUACUCGAUCAUACCCUGUUUGGUAUACCUUUAUCUCAUGAGUUGUUGUCAACCGGAUCGAUUAUCGAAAAUAAUAAGCACCAUAACUUGUGGGUUGACCUGUGUGACGUCUCACCGUCCCGGGGCGAGUGGAGGCAUCACAAUAUAAUGAAACCCACUUUAUCCGGGGGAAACCCCCUAUACUUCCUAACUCUGUCAUUAUUCCUUACAGGCCAGUACAUCUUCGGACACCCACCGGCCCGACGACCCGACCAAGUCCUCGUCUACUACCAAAUCGAACCGCCGGGGCCCAAACACUGGAGUCAUGGGGGGCCCCAUCGGUCGCCGGGGUGGUCAUCUGCCUUCAACUGGACAAUGUCUUACCGCCUGGACUCAGACGUUGUGACGCAUUACGGGCUGGUGCGGCGCAGGAGGAAACCCAGGGCGCCGCGGAACUAUGCCGAGAUCUUGGGCAAUAAAACGAAACUGGUGGCGUGGAUCACGUCAAACGACGAGACGGCCAGCGAUAGAGAAGGCUACGUUAAAGAGCUCCAAAAGCAGGGAAUAGACGUAGACAUUUUCAAACAUCAUCCAAACUGUACUCGGCUUAGAGACCCGGAAUGUACUGCUAUGGUAGGGCAAAAGUACAAAUUCUACUUGGCACUUGAAAACUCUUACUGUCAGAAUUACAUAACAGAAAAGUUCUAUAAAUACUUUGACCUAGACCUUGUUUUGAUAACGCUCGGGGAGAAUGAAUAUUCAGAAAUUGCCCCCAAAGAGACGUUUAUAAAUACGGCAGACUAUAAGUCACCGAAAGAACUAGCAAGUCGGCUGAAAUUCUUAGAUUCACAUGAUGACGCUUAUCUACAGAUACUGAAGGAAAAGGACAAAUAUUUUUCGAUACACGAAAACCAUAACGCCUUCCCCGACGGAAUAUUCUUAGAGGAUCGAUACGAGGCUGUCCCUGUCUGCCACUUAUGUCACCGACUUUGGAAUCUGGAUCGAUAUCGUAAAACUAUAUCGAACAUUACAGAGUGGUACAGUGCCUCACGCUGUCGAGCGGCUACGAAUAAUAUUCCCGAUCAUGGAGGCUUCGAAUGACUGUGAUGCUCUUGACUAAAUUGGACUUAAACUUGUAUUGUUUCAGUUUCAGUUUUAGUAAGAGUUUUACGGCACUUGCAACGCAAUACGGUCAAAUAAGUGUCGGCGGAGACGAGAGGUAUUAUAAGAGAGUAACCAAAAUAAAAAAGAAGGAGGAAAGAUCAGGAAGAUAAAAGUUUUUACAGGAAAGAAGGAGCAAAUCACGCCUGUUCACCUGUCAGCCACUUGCGAACUUUUAGUACUUUGAGUACUGAAAAAGAUCACGUGGAUCUUCACCCCGGACCAUGAUGGAGUCAAGGGCAAUGAGCGGACUGAUGAGCUCGCUGGGAAAGCAAAACCAGAAGGGAAGCUGAAAAGGACUUCGUGAGCUUGGAAUUGGAUGGGA
Messenger RNA from Aplysia californica (California sea hare), 2170 nucleotides. RefSeq lists its product as uncharacterized. Gene Ontology annotation, molecular function: alpha-(1->3)-fucosyltransferase activity. The record is from RefSeq and is a predicted model, not a curated record. NCBI's taxonomy places the organism in Eukaryota, Metazoa, Mollusca, Gastropoda, Aplysiida, Aplysiidae. Gene Ontology annotation, cellular component: membrane.